AUGUCAAAUGAUAAUGACACAAUGGGAGUGAAAUGUCGUAUAUGUUUAAAGAUUUGUUCAUUUAUGGAAAUGCAACAGAUAUUGCCAUGUUUUCAUUUGUUUUGUCGUGGAUGUAUCACCACUUUAACAUCGUAUCAAAUGACUUGCCCAGCAGCUAAUUGCUAUUCACAAAUUCGUGGCGCUCUGGCGGAUUCUCUUCCAAUUACCAUAAAUUAUUGUGAUAAUAUACUGUGUCCAAAAAAGUUAUCACAAUUUGAAUCUAUCCAUUUAACUGCAUGUCAACAUGAACUUUGUACCACAUGUCUUGAGGAAUCAUUACAACGGCAACCACCUGCUUGCAUCGUCCAAAAUUGCAAUCAAAGUAUUGCUGAAGUGGAAGAUACAUCAUACUUUUGUGAUGAUUGUGGUAAGCAAAUAACUGAUCAAAAGACUUUGAUCACUACUAACUGUUGCAAAUGUCACAUUUGCGAGGAAUGCGUUGAAAAUCGAACAAAGAUGAAAUUAUUAAACAAAGAAAAAUUAAUAUGUACCGAUGGGAAAUGUUUAUUAAAAAAGAAAAAAAUUGAAAAUGAAGAGGUACAAGUAAAAUGUAAGGUAAAAGAUGAUUGUGAACAUACAGCACUUAAUGGUUUUCCGUCAAAUUCCGAAUGUAAUCAUGAUGUAUGCAUUGAGUGUCUUACUGAAAUGAUUUCCGAUUGUGAAGUAAACGGAGUGGCUCCAAUGUGUCCUCAACCGUUAUGUCAUCAGUAUUAUACAAUUGAAUCGGUCAAUGCGUUACGGACACUUUUUCCACAAAAAGCUGAAUUCUUUCAACGAUUUGAUUUAACUGAGCGAAAUACGGAAUUUAUUUGCAAAGAUGAUUCUGUUACAUUUAUCGAUCUGUCAUCUGAAUUCGAUUUCGCAUCAAGACGUAUGGCAGUACGGGUAAUAGCUGAUAGCGAUGAAGAAGUAGAAGCAAUUUUAAUUUAUGAUAGGCAAGGUACCAUUGGUGAUUUUAUUCGCGAGGUUCGCCAUAUUCUUAAAAUAUUACCUUAUGAAAAAAUAUAUGGUUAUUUUAUCAAACAUGAAGAUGAUGGAAAAGAUGAAAAUGAGUUAGCUCAAGCUCAAGAGAUUGCUACUGAUGCUAUAUCAUUAGCAAAAUGUAUCAGCGAAUUAAAUCUUACAUCAACAUCUGUUAUUCAUGUUGAUACUGCUGGCAUUGUGCAACUGUUGAAUAUUGCAAAAAUAAUUGGGAAAUUUAAAAAUUUUAUAAAAUUGAGCGAAAUCAUCGGAAAACAAUGA
Messenger RNA from Brugia malayi, 1281 nucleotides. RefSeq lists its product as uncharacterized. Bases 1 to 1281 code for a protein of 426 amino acids. The record is from RefSeq and is a predicted model, not a curated record. NCBI's taxonomy places the organism in Eukaryota, Metazoa, Nematoda, Chromadorea, Rhabditida, Onchocercidae. The transcript has 10 exons.